UGACCAGUUACAACUUUCUCAUAUCAGCAAAAUAUCAGAUAUUGGGUUGUAUUUUAUGCUCUCUAUAGUAGUUGAGCUAUUGUAAGACACAAAGUAAUAUAUAUGGUAAACGCGGAUAGUACUGCAAGUGAUACGACUAUAUUGAAUAGCAUUUUAAGCACACCAAGGAAAUAUAGUGUUAGUACUGAAUCGAACACUUCUUAAAAAUCAUCUGUGCUACAAUACUGCGACAUCGAUUAAGCCGACAUCAUGUUUACCUUGAGGUUGAGAUGCUCCCCCCUGGCGGCUUGCGUGAAUACUGGUGGCCAUGUUGGGCAAGCAUCUAGACCGCAGGCUCGUCACAUGAGCAUGGUGAAGAAUUUCCUAAAUAGCAUCAAAAAGGGAGCAGAAGAAACUGCACCGAAGUCGACGCCAACUACUGAAAGUGUGAAAAGUAGUUCGAAAAUGAGCAGCAAGAAGGGUCAACAGAAUGCCAAAAAGGUUUCUGAGACGUUGGGCAAGGUUAAGGACAAUCUGGGCCAGGUCGCCGAUGAGCUGGGUGCAACCAAAUUCGCCAAGCAAGCGGGUGAUUUCACAGCUCAGGCUGGUAAGGAAGCUGGUAAGGCUACACAACAGAUCGGUGCGGAAUUUUCAAAUUCUGAUGCUGCGCAUAAAAUUAGCCAGCUCAGGUCGGAGCUGCUGGAGGGUACAAUACUCGACUCUGCUAAAUUCAAACCCUAUCAGAAGCCAAGUGUCGCCGACAGGGAACGUAUAAUAAAAGGUGUGAAGCUCGACAAGCCCAUAGUAGAGGCUAAUACAGACGCUACGGGCAUGGUCAUGCACAAGGACAGUGUCUGGUUCUCCAAAUGGAAAGAAUUCAAAGAUAAUAAUCCUAUCACAAACCGUGCAUUCGAGUGGAAGAUGCACUAUGAUGAGAGUGAUAAUAUAUUUGUCCGAUCGAUGCGCUCUAUCACUGAUGUGGUGGCAGAUGGUCUCAGUGGCAUGUUCAAGGAGAGUGAAAUGAUUACUGUUUUGAGAGAGAUUUGCAAGCAAGAUCCUGAUUUCGAACGAGAGGAGUUCAUAGAGCAUGCCCACAAGUCUCUGAUUCCCGUUCUGCUGGAGUCUUAUUUCAAUCAAGACCUACAAACGUUGGAAGCGUGGUGCUCUGAGCCCACAUAUAACGUGCUAGCAAGUAACAUCAAACUGAAGAAGGAUGCUGGGCACACUGUAGACGUCAAAAUCUUGGACAUAAGAGACGUAGAUAUUUUCAACGCAAUGAUGAUGGAGCAAGGUCCAGUUUUGACCGUAACGUGUAUGGUGCAGCAGAUCACAGUGGAGAAGGAUAAGGCUGGCAAAGUAGUCGACGGCGAUCCUGAUGCUAUUGAGGAUGUGUUAUAUGCGUUUGCCUUUUGUCGGGAGGAGGGAACUUAUGGCAAGGCUGCUUGGCGCGUAAUGGACUUCGCCAUGCAUAUGAGACGUUCCACAUGGUAAAUCAAUAAAGCGAUACCUGCUAAAAUAGAAUCCGAGCAGAUUCCUGAGUGAUCUGCUACUUCAGGUAAAUUUGCAGUGAUCUGCCACUCAUGGCGAAUUUGCAGUGAUCUGCUACUCCUGGUGAAUUUGCAGUGAUCUGCUACUCCUGGUGAAUUUGCAGUGAUCUGCUACUCCUGGUGAACAUGUAACGUUCUGCUACUCCUGGCGAAUUCACAGUAUCAUGAUGAUGCACAACACAAUAUGCGAUUAUUAUAAGGUUAGGAAAUAAGGGUUAUAGUAUAGUAUGUUCAUGACAGGCACACACGGAUAAAGGCAGAAUUUACUGAAGCAAGAGCUCAACUAGAAAUUUAAUGCUCUAUAGAUAGCUCUAUCUCGCAAGUACUAAUAAAAACUAAUAACCGACGUAGAAUCUAUAUUCACCAGCAGUUCUGCUAUGCUAUUGCAUGGCCCAAUUUUCUCGCAAGUGUGCCAUCGUCUGACGUACGAUAUCCUCGGUAUAUGAUUGCGAGCAUCCAGUUAACCGAUGUCGAAGAGCAAUCUCAGCUUUAUCUAUGUAUGUGCGAGCGACAACAUUCUCCGUUGUUGAUCUCUGAUUUUUCAAUUUGGAUGAAGUAGUCGCGCCCGCUGCAUCUGCUAUAUCUC
Messenger RNA from Sphaeroforma arctica JP610, 2112 nucleotides. RefSeq lists its product as hypothetical. NCBI's taxonomy places the organism in Eukaryota, Ichthyosporea, Ichthyophonida. Gene Ontology annotation, molecular function: protein-folding chaperone binding. Gene Ontology annotation, cellular component: mitochondrial inner membrane. The coding region runs from base 250 to 1470 and encodes 406 amino acids. Gene Ontology annotation, biological process: protein import into mitochondrial matrix. The record is from RefSeq and is a predicted model, not a curated record. The transcript has 7 exons.